AAUCAGGAAGAAUGACAGUCUGCCGUGUCUCUGGCUGCUCCUCUGCUGCAUGUCAGCGUCUCCCUGGAAGCUGAAAUGAUCCCAGCUCCUGGCCUCCGACCAGGACAGACUGCAGCCCACCUUUCUCUGGAGGAGCAUCACAGGAAGAAGGUGCUCCUCGCUCAGUGGAUGAAGAGCUGCAGCUCUCUGAACGCCUCUCCUUCUAACUCGUCUGUGAUGAGAACCUGCUGCUGGUUCUGGAGGACCGCCUUCGCUCUGGUGCUCCUCAUCCUCUCCGGAACGGCUCAGUACGACGGGGGGAAUUCUGUCCCGCGGCCCAGCGUCUGCCAGCCCAUCUCCAUCCCGCUCUGCACAGACAUCGCCUACAACCAGACCAUCAUGCCCAACCUGCUGGGUCACACCAGCCAGGAGGACGCCGGCCUGGAGGUCCACCAGUUUUACCCUCUGGUCCAGGUCCAGUGCUCCGCAGAGCUGCAGUUCUUCCUGUGCACCAUGUACGCGCCGGUGUGUACGGUGCUGGACCGGCCCAUCCCGCCCUGCCGGUCCCUGUGUGAGCAGGCGCGGCAGGGCUGCGAGGAGCUCAUGAACAAGUUCGGCUUCCAGUGGCCGGCCAGGCUGCGCUGCCAGAACUUCCCGGUCCACGGAGCCGGAGAGAUCUGCGUGGGUCAGAACACGAGCGACGCUGAAGGUCCCGCCUCUGAGCUGAUCCCGACCACGCUGCCUCCCUUCAUGCGGAGCGAACGUCCCUUCUCCUGUCCCCCGCAGCUUCAGGUGCCCUCCUACCUCAGCUACACCUUCCUGGGGGACAAGGACUGCGGCGCCCCCUGUGAGCCCUCCAAGCCCGGCGGACUCAUGUACUUCAGCGAGGAGGAGUUACAGUUCAGCCGGCUCUGGGUCGGAACCUGGUCCGUCUUGUGCUGCGUCAGCACGCUCUUCACCAUUCUGACGUAUUUACUGGACCGGAGGAGGUUCCUCUACCCAGAGAGGCCCGUCAUCUUCCUGUCUGGCUGCUACUUCAUGGUGGGCCUGGCGUACGGCGCCGGCUUCCUGUUGCAGGACGAGGCAGCGUGUGUGGACAGGUUCAAGGAGGGAGGCUACAGGAUGGUGGUCCAGGGCACAGAGAAGGACGUCUGCACUGGUCUCUUCAUGGUCCUCUACUUCUUCAGCGUGUCCAGCUCCAUGUGGUGGCUCGUCCUGUCCCUCAGCUGGUUCCUGUCUGCAGCGAUGAAGUGGGGCCACGAGGCCAUCGAGGCCAACUCUCAGUACUUCCACCUGGCCGCCUGGGUGGUUCCGGCGCUGAAGACCAUCAUGGUGCUGGCCGUCCGGCAGGUGGAGGGCGAUCCGCUCAGCGGUGUUUGUUCUGUAGGCGUCUACGGCGUGGACGGCCUGCGAGGCUUCGUCCUGGCACCGCUCCUCGUUUACCUCCUCAUCGGCACCGCCUUCCUGCUGACCGGCUUUGUCUCGCUGUUCCACGUCCGAUCCAUCAUGAAGCACAACGGCACCAAGACGGAGAAGCUGGACAGGCUGAUGGUGCGGAUCGGUGCCUUCAGCUUGCUCUACACGGUCUCCCAGGCGGUCACCAUCGCCUGCCUGGUGUAUGAGCAGGCGUUCCGGCCGCAGUGGGACGCCACCUGGCGCGCCCAGACCUGCGGACACUUCGCCGUGCCCUGCCCAGCCGGACACCCUCCUCCCGCCUCGCCCAGCUUCACAGUCUUCAUGAUCAAGUACCUGAUGACCUUAAUGACGGGGGUCACGUCCGGUCUCUGGGUCUGGUCGGGUAAGACGAUGCGGUCUUGGCGGCGUUUUUCUAAGAGAGCGAACAUCAGCGAGCAGCAGGUGGGAAGAAGCUGAAUCAUCAUCUGGGAACGGAUUCAAACCCAGAGGGACAGGAACCCAAACUCAGUCUGACCUUCAGAGUCCAAACAAGCUGAUGCAGCUUUUUACUGUCGUUUUUAGACGUUAAAUCAUGGAUGGCAGAAAAUAUCUUGUGUUAAAUCAGGACAAACUGACGAUUUUAGUUAUUUGCAGAGACUCUCAAAGGGAAAAUCUUGCAUUACAACUUUAAACUCUGGAAACAAGCCUUGAGAUCAGAUUUAAAACCAUUUAAAGUCUGAUUCUUGGCAGAAAAUCAACUCGGUAUAUCUGUGCUAAUGUAACAUUUAAAAACUGUGUAACCCUGUUUGUGUGAAGCUUUGGGUGCUUUUUUUUUAAAUUACACAUUCAACAAGGCUCUUACGCAUCUAAAUAAUUAAAUACCACUAAAACACGCAGAAAAAACUACAUUUAACCACAGAUCAGUUUAAACUCAUUCAUACUUCCAGGAGCCUCAGAGGAUCAUGCAAACUUGCUGCUUUUAAAUGCUGGUAGAAAGCCAGAGCAUUUGCAUUUUCUUCAGUCUAGUGUAAUUUUCCUCUAUAGUUGUGGACUGACUAGA
Messenger RNA from Fundulus heteroclitus (mummichog), 2434 nucleotides. Its product is annotated as frizzled-7-A-like. Gene Ontology annotation, cellular component: plasma membrane. The record is from RefSeq and is a predicted model, not a curated record. Gene Ontology annotation, biological process: canonical Wnt signaling pathway; non-canonical Wnt signaling pathway. Gene Ontology annotation, molecular function: Wnt-protein binding; Wnt receptor activity. The transcript has a single exon. Lineage: Eukaryota; Metazoa; Chordata; Actinopteri; Cyprinodontiformes; Fundulidae. The coding region runs from base 76 to 1851 and encodes 591 amino acids.